Messenger RNA from Ostertagia ostertagi, 1077 nucleotides. Lineage: Eukaryota; Metazoa; Nematoda; Chromadorea; Rhabditida; Trichostrongylidae. The record is from the annotation of a GenBank genome assembly.
AUGUCUGAUUCGUCCAGUUCGGAAGGAGAGGAGAUUGAGGAGUCUGUGCCGAAGUCCGUUGAACAUUCAACGAACAAAAAGCACCAUGAUGCUGUAAUUGUUGGUGGAGUGGAUAUGACUACACAAGCCCUCGCACUCGCUAAAAGGACCUCACAUCAUUCCACGCCAGGGCGUCUAGUAGAUCAUCUUGAGAAUACCAAAGGCUUUAACCUCCGAGCUCUCAAGUAUCUUGUCAUGGAUGAAGCUGAUAGGAUUCUUAAUAUGGAUUUUGAGGUAGAACUGGACAAAAUACUGAGGGUUAUACCGAAAGAUCGACGGACGUACCUGUUUUCCGCCACAAUGACAAAAAAGGUGGCGAAAUUAGAACGUGCAUCUCUAAAAGAUCCAGCUCGAGUAGAAGUGUCUACUCGAUACAAAACUGUGGACAAACUGAGGCAGCAUUACCUUUUCAUCCCGUUUAAAUACAAAGAAGCUUAUUUGGUAUAUCUGUUGAAUGAACUAGCUGGGAAUACUGCGAUCGUUUUUUGUGCUACUUGCAAUGGAGCUAUGCAGAUUGCAAUGCUCUUAAGGCAACUAGGAAUGGAGGCAGUGCCACUACAUGGACAAAUGGGUCAGGAGAAACGACUGGCUUCUUUGAAUAAAUUCAAAAGUAAAGUUAAGGAUAUUCUAGUAUGCACUGAUGUUGCAUCAAGAGGUCUCGAUAUUCCCCACGUAGAUCUCGUUAUAAACUAUGAUGUUCCAUCUCAAUCAAAGGACUAUAUUCACAGGGUGGGACGAACAGCUCGUGCGGGAAGGGCUGGACUCGCCUUGACUCUUGUUUCGCAGUAUGACGUUGAAAAGCUGACAGAGUAUCCUUGCGUAGAAAAAGAUGUCAUGUUACUGGUAGAGAGGACGCAAGAGGCAAAUGAAAUGGCCGUCAAAGAGAUUAAAGAGAUAGCAGAGAGGAAGAAGAAAGGGAAAAAACGAGGUUUUGAUGACAUUGAUGAUUCUGAGGAAGUUCCAGCGAAGUUCAAGAAAUCCUUGAAAGGAAAGAAAGGCGGUGGAAAAGUAAUACGGAAAGGGCCCAGAGUACGAUGA